UUUUCCUCCCCACCAGGUGAAGCACUGCAGUGUUACACCUGUGUAGGCUCUAGUGAUGAAGACUGUAACAGACAAGGAGCCCAGCAGUGCCCAGGCCAUUCAGAUGCCUGUGCCAUCAUUAGAGGACAAGCAAGUGGUGUGAUGAAGUCCUGCUCGUUCAGGUCCUUCUGCGAGCGGGCGAGGCGGGACGGAUCCAGAGCGCCCGGAGUGAGCGUCCACUGCUGCUACACAAACAACUGCAACGCAAAGGGCCUGGCUCCGAGGGUCACCACCUCCACAGGAUACUUCUCUCUCCUCGUCUUUGCAUUGCUGUGGCACCCCUUGAUGAAGCUGACAUGAGGGGGGCAGCAGAAGAGUGUCCUGAAGCAACAAGUCUGCUGCCUUCGGAAGGGAUGAUUCUGUUUCCCCACCACGUUACUCCCUGUCCUGUGUUUCUCAGUAGGCAAAAAGCAGUAGGCAGAGCUGACAGAUGUUCAGAUAAAAAUUGUUCUAUCUGCUGAAUAUGUCUUGACCUCUCUGUAAGAAACACUGCCCCCUUCUUCCUUGUUGU
Molecule: messenger RNA, 550 nt
Organism: Dryobates pubescens (Downy woodpecker)
Lineage: Eukaryota; Metazoa; Chordata; Aves; Piciformes; Picidae
Product: prostate stem cell antigen-like
Exons: 2
Source: RefSeq, a predicted model, not a curated record